AUGGCAUACAAUCAAGAUAUCCAUUCUCAAACGAAGAAUGUAAUUUUUCAUGUAUAUAAUUAUUUCAAGACGAUAGCUACUGAUAAAAGUAAGCCAGAAAUUUCAAAUUUUUUUCGGGAAACCCGUAUAGUAACUUCAAAAGCAUGUGGCGUAAGUGUUGCUAGUGUAAAAAAAGUUUGUUCUGAAGCGAAAAAGAAACUUGAAAUCGGACUUUCUAGCCAAAUUGCUUUCAAGUCUCCUAGGAAAAGUUAUAAACGUGCAAAAGUUAAGACUAAUCUUGACGAUUUUGACAACGAAGUUGUCAGAAGAAUUGUACAUAGUUUUUAUGAUAAUGAUGAAUUUCCGACGACCUCAAAAAUAUUAGUGGCGAUGCGAGAAAAAAUUAACUACCCUGGCUCAAAAACGUCAGUUAAAGCUAUUUUGCACAAUUUGAACUUCAAGUUCAGGAAGUGUAAUGAUGGGCGUAGAUUUCUGAUGGAGAGAAAUGAUAUCGUUGCUUGCCGGGUAAAAUUUUUAAGAAAAAUGUACGCAUUGAGGCAGAAUAAUGAUAUAAGGCCAGUAGUUUAUCUGAACAAAACAUGGGUAAACCAGAACCAUACUCAAGGUUACAUAUGUCAAAAUCUAGAGAACGCCGAAGGACUCAAAGUAUUAGUCGGAAAGGGUGCUCAACUCAUAGUAUGCCACGCUGGUUCACCCUCAUUCGGAUUUGUGAAAAAUUCAAGAUCGGUCUUUCGAUGUAAAUUGGGUAGUACGAAAGACUACCAUUCGCAAAUAAACUCAGAAAUUUUUGAACAAUGGUUUAUUGAAAUGUUGGCCAAUUUAGAAGAACCAUGUGUUGUAGUAAUGGACACUUCCUACCAUUCUGCGCUAGCCGAAGAUUACCCUAAGGCAAACGCGCUAAAGGCAGAUGUUCAAAAAUGGCUUGAAAAAAAAUGUAUUCCAUAUUCACCCGUAGAAACAUUAUGUGAACUACGAGAAAAAGUUAAAUUUGCAAUACCUAAAGAGAAAAAAUAUAAACUUGAUGAAGUCGCGUUACAAAUGGGUCAUGAAUUGGUAAGAUUUCCACCUCACCACAGUUAUUACAACCCAAUUGAGGUGAUUUGGUCGCAAGUCAAGGGUGAAGUCGCUAAAAAAAAUUACUCCUACAAGAUGGCAGAUGUUGAAGUGUUGGUAAACAAUGCCUUAAAUGAGAUCACCAAAGAGGCUUGGGCAAAAUAUGGCGAAAAUUGCAGCAAACAACAAGAUGAAGAUUUCAUAAAGGAGGUUUUAAGGGAUGAAAUGUUAGAACCCAUCAUACUUACCAUAAAUUCCGAUGAAAGUUCAACUGAUGAAGACGAGAACGACGAGAACGACGAGAACGACGAUGACGAAUCACUUGAUUAA
This is a messenger RNA of Myzus persicae (green peach aphid), 1383 nucleotides long. RefSeq lists its product as uncharacterized. The transcript has a single exon. NCBI's taxonomy places the organism in Eukaryota, Metazoa, Arthropoda, Insecta, Hemiptera, Aphididae. Gene Ontology annotation, molecular function: nucleic acid binding. The record is from RefSeq and is a predicted model, not a curated record. The coding region runs from base 1 to 1383 and encodes 460 amino acids.